CUAAUUCUUAAUGGACUUUUUUUUACUAAUUUAGGAUGGAGUAAAGAGGCUUUAAAGAUUUCUUUAAAAUAUUUGAAUGGGGUAAAAUAUGGGAUGUUGUAUUUUAAAAGAUGAUAAUAAAUUGUUAAUGUUAACUAUACUUGCUGGAGAUGAAGGGGGAGGCUUUUUCUAUUGUUUGUUUAUUUUUCUUUUCUUUUUUUCCUAAUUUUUAUUUUUUUUAUCUUUUGCACUUUGCAUUACUUUUAUCUAUAUAAUAUAAAUCUAAUCCUUAAUAAAAUGAUUAUAAAACAAAAAGAAAGAAAAAAGAAAUAUACAGCUACAGUUAUAUUGGGAAGCACAACAUUAAAAUCUCAAAUUAAGUUCUGCUUUCAGUCAAGAGUGCUAUUAUUGUAGCUUUUAACAUACUUCAGCCAAGAACAGGUAAUGAAGGAUUGUUCAUCUUGCUAUGAAUCCUAGCAAUUGGGAGCAGCAACAUUUGCAAAAAAAAAAAAAAAAAAAAAAGGGAAGAUGCUGGUCAAAGUCCUUCAGCAAGACCUUGCUUGCUGGACGAGCAAUUUCGAGAUCAAAUAUUCUCUCGACCAGGAACAGGUUCGAGGUCGGAAUUUCUUUGCCAUUGUAAUUGCUUGAGGUGGGAUGGGGGCAGAGAUCGGCUUCUAACGCUAACCAUUAAACCAUUUUGUUUCCCCCACGGCCUAGAGGCCGGAGGAACCCAAAGCAACCGGACCUAGUUCAGAGAAGUGUUAAAAGGAGACUGUCUCCCUGAAACGAGAAGGGCGCCAAAAGAGGCAGCCGCGCAGCUGAAGCCCGACAAUUAUGGGUGGAGCUGCAAGUCACUCUCUGCCUCGAGCGCUGCCUGGUGCUGGCAAACGAGGGAAAGGCAGAGUGGAAAGGGAGGGGGGAACCCCCUCUUUAGCCCCUUGAACGCUGCUGGAGGGCGGACGCGCGCAGGGAAGAGGGAGGGGAAGGGAGGAGCACAUCCUUAUGCAGAGAUGCUGCAGUGGCUCAGGGCGCGCACACACAACACGGGCAAGCGGGCAGCAGCGGCGGCAGUUGCAACAGCAGGAGGUGGAGGUGGUAGAGGAGGAGGAAGAGGAGGAGAAGGAGGAGGAACAGGGAAAGGCUCACCUGCAAAGGGAGGACCGGCAGCAGAGCGAGAUGCGUUUGCUGCUGCGCCGGAGCUUCUGAGGCGUUCCUUGCCCCGGCGCGCCACGCACAAACACGUGCCGAUCCAGCCACUCUGUGCCUGAGAUUCACACUCUGUUCUUCUGUUUGCUGAAUUGUCUUUCACCUACUGAAGCCUACAAAUGGGAAAGUCUGCAGAACUUCUCUUAUUUUCAUUAGUAACAAUCUCUUCUACAGUCUGGAAGUCAGCUGAGACUAUGAUGAGAAACUAUGGGCCUGUCUUUGAAGACCAGCCACACAAUAUCCUUUUUCCAGAAUGGUCAACAGAGGAGCAAAUUUUGUUGGUAUGCCGAACACGAGCGAGUCCUCCUGCAAAUUACAGGUGGAAGAUGAAUGGAACAGAGAUCAAAAUAGAGCCAGAUUCACGAUACAGGUUAAAUGGUGGCAACUUGGUAAUAAGAAACCCAAUGACAGCUAAAGAUGCUGGAUCCUACCAGUGCAUAGCAUCCAACUCCAUGGGCACAAUAAUAAGUAGAGAAGCUCAUGUUCGCUUCAGCUAUCUGCAGGAAUUCUCUACAGAAGAACGAGAUCCAGUGAGGGCUACAGAGGGCUGGGGGGUGAUGUUGACGUGCAGCCCACCACCACACUAUCCAGGACUUGAAUAUCGCUGGUUAGUGAAUGAUUUCCCAAACUUCAUUCCAGCAGAUGGCAGGCACUUCAUCUCUCAGACAACCGGAAACCUUUACAUUGCUAAGACUGAGGCUUCUGAUGUUGGCAGCUACUCCUGUUUUGCUACGGGCCAUAUUGGCUCUGUUAAAAGGAAUGUUUUUAGCACGUCUUCUCAACUCGUUCUUGUAAGAGAAGUGAGGCUAGGGGAGGAUGUUAUUUCUGUGACUGACAGGAAAAGAUCAUUAAAUGAAGCCUAUGGAUAA
This is a messenger RNA of Crotalus tigris (Tiger rattlesnake), 2054 nucleotides long. RefSeq names its product contactin-2-like. Gene Ontology annotation, biological process: axon guidance; dendrite self-avoidance; homophilic cell-cell adhesion. Gene Ontology annotation, cellular component: plasma membrane; axon. Gene Ontology annotation, molecular function: cell-cell adhesion mediator activity. The record is from RefSeq and is a predicted model, not a curated record. The transcript is spliced from 7 exons. The coding region runs from base 1305 to 2054 and encodes 249 amino acids. NCBI's taxonomy places the organism in Eukaryota, Metazoa, Chordata, Lepidosauria, Squamata, Viperidae.